AUGUGCCGACUUUUGUUGCAGUGUCGCAGUACUUUGCUGGUUCUCGGCCAACAAACAGCCGUGAAAAGUGAGAAGGGACUUUUCAGCAAGCUCCUGGAAAAGUGUCAGUCCUUUGGUAAACAGGAAAAGAAUGUAUCCGAGGAAGAGGAAUCUAAGAGGUCAUAGGCAAUACCAGAAGUCAUCCCCUGCUGUACCAGAUCAUAUAAUGGCCAACAAAUUACCAUAUUGUUGCCGGGCGCCCAACAUGAAUCGGGUCCAUUUUACGGGCACAUCAUAAAACGGAACGUGCUCAGACAUUAUAAAGCCAUAAAGCAUCAACUAAAAUCUGGCAAAAAUAGCUACUGGAAGAACAGGCAAUGCCCAGACUUAGGCAAGUGAUAUAACAUCGUUUCCCUGCACCGUUUACGAUGCCAGAACCCUGGACUCCAACGAAGACUGAGAGUGAAGAGCGGCGAGAUUGACCAGGGAAAAAUAUUAAAAUUUUAAGCGAAAACAAUUGUUGAAAAGAAAAGAUUGCUUUGGAUGAA
This is a messenger RNA of Drosophila ficusphila, 527 nucleotides long. RefSeq lists its product as uncharacterized. Lineage: Eukaryota; Metazoa; Arthropoda; Insecta; Diptera; Drosophilidae. The record is from RefSeq and is a predicted model, not a curated record. The transcript is spliced from 2 exons. The coding region runs from base 1 to 165 and encodes 54 amino acids.